UGUGCCCAGAGGCAACUUGAUUCGUUGACGAGGGUCAAGUUUGUUGGAAAAAUCAUCGACUACUAAAACAACGGCUUCCUUUCCUCCCUUUGAGCAAGCAAGGUGUUUGACUCCGGAAAUCUGCAGAACGAAGGAGCUGUGCCUGUUUGUCAUGCUACAGAAUGCAUGCGCGCGGAGGCAGGCAGCUGUCAACAUUUCAACCAAACCGCAGAGACAGGAGUGCGUUAUUUAUUCACCGGUGAAGUCACGUGCAUUUUAAGAUUUUAUGUUUUUUUCUUGAGGCAAAUAUGGUGUUGAGCUUGGUGCGGUGAAACAUCCGUCUUCUCUUGUGACUCCCUCAAUGAGACUCACUUUCCGUUAGCUCUAUUUUACAAUUCUAUAAUGGUUCACUGCUAAUUCAUAUCUGUUAAGCCAGCAUAAUAAGAUUUUGUGGAUACUGGGCCUAUCCUUGUCUAAGUAGAUCUUGUUUUAAUACCCAAUGCCCCAUUCGAACAGCUUUAUGGCUAACAUUUAGCUAAUUGUUGCUGUCCCAAAUUGUUGCUUGGAACCUAAUCAUGAAUAAUUUAUUGCAAUACAAAGCCGUGUGACUUCCGUUAUCAGCGUUGUAAUUUUUAAGAUACAUAGGAAAAACGGACUAUAGUCUGCGAACAAAGUGACAUGACGCAAACAAAGAAUAAUUGCACCAGUUGGAGUGCUACGAUGGAUUCCUGCUUGGACUUUGAAGAGUGCAUCAAGGACUCUCCGCGAUUCAGGGCCUCCUUGGACCAGUGCGAGAGUGAUGUAACGGAAUUGGAGAGUCGUGUCGGGAAGGUGAUGAAGAUGUGCAGUAAGAUGGUGGAGGCUGGACAGGCAUACAACAACGCCAAUCAGCUGUUCUUGGCUGCGUUGGCAGAGUUCUCCCUGUAUCAUAAGCGUGACAAUGUCAUCAUGAACUGUCUGCGUCAGUUUAAUCAGGGCCUACAGGAGAUGAUGCAGUUCCAUACGAUGCUGUUUGAUCAGACUCAGAGAGCAAUCACACAGCAGCUGACGAACCUGCUGUCACAGUUCCUGCCGCAGAUAAAGGACACGCGAAGGGAAUUUGUGCGUAUUGGGGACGACCUGGAGACGGCCGCUGCGAAGAACGCCCAGAUAUCACGACACAAGGCCACGGAUGCCGAGAGGGCCAGUCACCUACUGCUUGCCACACGCAAGUGUCAUCAACACUUUGCCCUGGACUACUGCUUGCAGCUGAACAACUUUAAAGUCCAACAGAAGCUGGACAUCUUGAACUCGGUCUUCUCCUACUUCCAUGCGCAAUACACCUUCUUCCAUCAAGGCUAUGACUUACUCAAAGACCUGGAGCCCACCAUGAAAACUAUGGCAACGCAGCUCGCUCAACUCUCUACAGACGUCUCAGCCAAAAGGAAAGAUCUGGAGAAUAGACACCUUCUGGUACAGCAGAGAGACGCCUCAGGGGAGUCUGUGGUGGCCUGUACCCCAGCAGAUGGAGGGACCAUCCAGGGCUACCUCUUCAAGCGCUCUCGCAGGAAGAACAAGAUGUGGAAGAGAUGCUGGUUCUCCACUGAAAGCAACCAACUAGUGUACACUAAAUCCCACAAGGAGGAGCCCACUGUGCUGUUCGAUGACCUCAGGCUGUGUGCUGUGAAGCCGCUGGAUACCAUUGACCGGCGCUUUUGUUUCGAGCUGGUGUCAGUUCAGAAAUGCUGUGCCCUCCAGGCGGACUCGGAGGAGCUGAAGCAGGCCUGGAUCAAUGCGGUGCAGGGCAGCAUAGACAUGGCCUACCGCGAGAAGGAGGAGGCACCAUCACCUCAGCCUAAAGAGAGCUGUCCCCCGGUACAGUCUGUGUCGUCCCCCCAGCCGGGGCAGGGGGCCCCCAGGCAGGCGGUGCUGGGUGUGGCCCUCAGGGGCCUGGGGAACCUGCGCUGCUGCGACUGCGGAGAGGAGGAGCCGCGCUGGGCCAGCGUCAACCUGGGCAUCACCAUGUGCAUCGAGUGCUCUGGCAUCCACAGGAGCCUAGGGGUACAUCUGUCUAAAGUGCGAUCGCUCACUCUAGACUCAUGGGAUCCUGAACAAAUUAAGCUACUUUGUAUACUGGGGAAUGACGUCAUCAACGGCAUCUAUGAGGAGUGUAGUACAGAAGACGGCAUUAAGAAGCCCACAUCACAGAGCCCACGCCAGGAAAAAGAGACGUGGAUCAAGGACAAGUAUGUGGAGAAGAAGUUCGUGCGAAAGGCCAGUUCACCCGAUUUAGAAACGGCCAGGUGUGAUAAUGGUCGGAGGCUGUUCCAGGCAGCUCUCCAGGGGGACCUGGUUGCCAUGGCAGCAGCGUUGGCCCAGGGGGCGGAGGUGAAUUGGAGCGACCCAGAGCAGGAGGGGAGAACCGCCCUGAUUGGUGCAGCCAUCGGCGGUUCCCUUUUGGCGUGUGAGUUCUUGCUCCAGAACGGAGCCAACGUUAACUACAGGGACCAGAGGGGCCAGGGGUCCCUGCAUGCUGCUGCCAUCGGGGGCCACACAGGGCAGGUGUGCCUGCUCCUGAAGAGGGGAGCCAAUCAAUACGCAGCUGAUGAAAAGGGAAAUGACCCGCUCAGUAUCGCCAUGGAGACUGCUCAUGCAGACAUCGUUACUCUGCUAAGAAUGGCACGCAUGAAUGAGGAGAUGAGAGAUUCUGAGGGAUUCUUUGGUUCAAUUGGAGAUGACGAGACAUUCCAGGACAUCUUCCGUGACUUCAGCGACAUGGCGUCCCACACUCCGGAGAAGCUGACGCGUAGGCAGUUCAGCAGGAGCACGGACGAGGAGAGCAUGAGCGAGGGAGGCCGGCUGGCAAGCACCUCCACCCAGGAUGAGGACCCAGGAGGAGGAAGCGGCGGAGGAGGAGGAGGAGGUGGUGGUGGAGGAGGAGAGGUGGACACCUAGUCUGGAUCUCAAUAUUCCUCCUCUGGCUGUUUCUUUCACCUGAUGUGGAGAAGAGGAGGAGGAGGAGAAGAAGGAAGAUAAAUACUCUGGGUCUGUGUAUCCCUCCUCCUGCUAUGUCCUCCAUCUGAUGGGGAGAAGAGGAGGAGGAGGAGGACACUUGGGACCCCAUGCAAUAUCAAUAUCCCUCCUCCACUCGUUCCCUUUGUAAUCCAACUUUAUGCUUCAAAGCUUGGCAUCAUCGAGGAGGACCUCUCAUUACACAAAAGGAUGGAGCACAAGGACAAGGCCGUAGGACCGAGGCAAGAUGUUGGCAAAAGAAGCUUGAUUCCGCCAUCUUCCCUUGACGGGUAGCUGGAGGAUAGAGGAAACGUUUGGAGGAGGGAUAUUGAUCCGGACACACCCUAUGCUGUCACUCCAGCUACUUAUACACGUCACCACAUCUGGCCUCCAUAGGGUUUUGGAGUUAAUUGUGGGAUUGUUUAGACAGUAUUGUUUUGUUUGUUGUUUGUCCAUUGUUUUCCGUUUUGUUUUACCACUUCAGGAAAGUUUUAAUAUCAGGAAACGUAGUGUCGGACUUAACCACACCGUUACACAGAGGAAUAUUAUUAACACAAGAAGGGGAAGAGAAUAGGGGGGGGAAAUCUCAAUAUCCCUCGGGCACAUUCAUAUCCCUUGUCUUCCUCCCACCCCACACACCAGAAUGGCAUCAUGUAAAAUACAUACCGUAGGUAUCUCACGCCAGUGCUUUCCUCAUUUAGGUGUGACGCCUUUGCAAGUAAUGUCGUGGUCCUGAGCGCCGCGGCAAAAAAAACAAAAACAUUUUUGUCACGUGACGAGGUUUCCCUCUUUCUCUGUGAAUUUUUGUUACCAGGGCGAAUUUCUAAUGCUAAAUGCGAAAAUGCUCUGCUGUGCCCUGACCAAGACCAUGCCAAACCCUAAUCUGGCAGCAAAGCAAUGUUUCUGCUGCUCUACUUUUGCCAAGCACAGCAAAACAUGCAAGGGAAAUGGCGAAUUUAUUGCGAUAUUGUUUCCAGACCAAAACCUAACCUGUCACAGGGCGUUGGGAAGUACGAGUCAACAUGCCAAGGCGUCGUGCACAAACGCAAUAGACGGUUCAAAUCGGCGUGUUAUCUUACUUACUUUAAUGAUGCCAUUUUGCACACACAUACACUUGAACAGACCAUGUGGUUUAGGAAGCCUCCAUCUAUUUGAAUCCCCCUGUCUCUUACUUAAUCCGACUCAUUUGUCACUCGAGGAUCUGUGGUUUUAUCAAAAACCAUUUGAGGUUGACUAAAGGAAGCAGAGCAAGUUGUGUUAUGCUUUUAGAGUUGAUUUAUCAUGCAAGUGAGGAAAGUGAGGAAAAGUUACAUAGGAAACUUCAGAAAGCAUAUUAUCCAACUGGGUAAUUAUUAUGUCUGUGUGGUAAUAGAGGCUGGACAAUAGCCGUGUCAUUUAUACUACAAGUGGCUUUCUGACUGAUGUGCACAAGAAUCACUUAUCGACUUUGUAAAAACUGUAGUGUUUGUUUACCACAACAAAAUGGUAGUCCUAAGUGGUAGGUUAGAUCUUAAUUUUUUUUGGUGGUGCACAUAUUCCAGCCAAUGACAGUGGUGCUGGAAAAUCUACUACUGAAUAGUAAAAUGGAAGAAGCUAAGGACGGCACUCCCAGAUUUUUUCAGUUAAAACUUUUAAGACACGUGAAUAGGCGAUAGUGUAAGCGUGCCUUUUCCACAUAUCAUGGAAAUACGUUGUGGAUCAGAAUGUUGUAUCUAUGGCUACGUUUAAUUCUGAAUAAAGCUUAAUUCAGCUUUGAAAACAGCAUGUAAACAUGUAACACUUCGGAAUUAAAUGAAUGAUCAAUGUAAACUAGACUGAACUAAUUAAUUCAGAAUGAUUAAUUCUGAAUUAAAAAUCGUCAUGUAAACGUAGUGAAUGGCACCUUGUGGAUGGACAUUUGGAGGUAGAGAACGCUGGUAGCACAGUAUGUAUAGGGGGCAUUCAUAUGAAGGAGUUUCAGGUUUGUGUAGAGUAAGCUGAUCUCAGGUCUUGUGUGGUAUGUCUGCUAACGAAAGGUCUAUUUUUAGAAAGCCUUGCCAGGUUUUGCUAUUUUUGUUUACUACCAGUAUGUGCUACUUGAUUACACUUGUAAGUCUUAUACCUUUUACUUGAAGGAUUAUUAUACAGAUGCAUGAUGAUAACCCUGCAAAUAAUAUAGGAGUAUACGCGAGGACUUACAUUCUUGCUCUUAAACAGACCACUGGCCAGAUCCUUCUCUUAGGAAAUUUGCAAGACAAAGGGAAAAGUAUUACAAAAUAUUUGUUUGUUUUUUUAAAGAGUAAUGUUUGCUUCAUUGUGUAGGAGGACUUUAUGGAUUUUAGCUUAAACAUUGUGUGCACAUAUGUAAACUUAAAUGAAUAUUAUACUGUUUCUUUUUGUGUGUGUUUGCUAAGUGAUGGCGCUUAAAUAUUGGAUUAUUUCUCACUGAUGAACUACUGUGGAUUUGUGCCGCCCUCAAGAGCCACUAAAUGCCUGUCUCCUCAUUUCAAAUCUCACUGCUCAUGGGGCAAUGAGCUAAUAUUGUGGAAAGCUGUUACUGUGGGAUAUAUUUGUGUAUGCACUAAAUGGAACAUAGAAAACAACUGCUCUCCAUAUUGAUAUAAGAAAGUACUACAUUAUUAUAUUAACAAAAUGUUAUGUUGUAACACAAUGCAUUAUUAAAAAUACAGUUUAUUUAACAAAC
Messenger RNA from Engraulis encrasicolus (European anchovy), 5653 nucleotides. Its product is annotated as BAR_ACAPs and ArfGap_ACAP domain-containing protein. The coding region runs from base 658 to 2913 and encodes 751 amino acids. Gene Ontology annotation, cellular component: cytoplasm. Gene Ontology annotation, molecular function: GTPase activator activity; protein binding. The transcript is spliced from 22 exons. Lineage: Eukaryota; Metazoa; Chordata; Actinopteri; Clupeiformes; Engraulidae. The record is from RefSeq and is a predicted model, not a curated record.